AUGGAGUUCUUCCACGGAAUAGCGAUUGUCAUGGAUGUUUGUCGAAUUAUCUUUUUCGUUCGGUGUAUUUUGUGUUAUUCCAGAAUGGGCUCAUCGAUGCUCUUCAACGCAUAAACCCGAAUCUCUACGGAGUUCUCUGGGUCCCUGGAUUGAACUCUAAUGUUUUACUUGCAUCGCUUGUGAGUUUUUCGGAAAUUUGGCUUUUUUCCCAACUAACGAAAUUCAGGUUCGCUUACAACGAAUUUUUUCGGAAGCGUUUAGAAACAUUUUGGCAAGCCACAAUGCAACGAACCCUCAAACCUACGAAGAAGCUCUCGCAGUCAGUUUCAUCAGAAUUCUGAAAUACUUUAAAAACAUUUCCAAUUUUGUGACAAAUUUCGACAGAGCUUCAAAAAAAAACAUUUUUUCAUAAACAGAUCUUCUCAAAUUUAUAGUGCUUUUUCAAGAUCGACCCCAUCCUGGGUAAAAUUUGGCGUUUCUACAAUAUGGUCCAACAGCUCGACAUUGCGGGCGAAAGGGCAGUUGUCGAGUGGACCCGUAGACAUCCAGCUUUCCAGUGA
Messenger RNA from Caenorhabditis auriculariae, 560 nucleotides. Lineage: Eukaryota; Metazoa; Nematoda; Chromadorea; Rhabditida; Rhabditidae. The record is from the annotation of a GenBank genome assembly.